UCCUCUUCCUCUUCCUCUUCCUCUUCCAGUCUUCCUUCACAUUCUGUCUCUAUUUCCCCCCCAAAUAAUACGCGUACCCUAAAUUCCAUUUCAAAUAGAUUAUGAAGUUUUUGUCCUUUUUUGAGUUUAGUUGAAAAAAGUGGACAAAUAUAUCUAUACACCACGAUUUCUGACUUGUGUGUUCUGAAAUCUGAACCCUAUACGAAUUGCUUCUCACUCAGCAAAAUACCACACUGACUUGUGUGUUCUGAACCAAGACUCACAUAUUUGUUGUAUUGACAUUUUCUGAACCAAGACUCACAUAUUUGUUGUAUUGACAUUUUCUGAACCAAGACUCACACAAGACACAACACUUGCCUCCUAACUGUGUUCUUUAGCUGCACGUCAAAGGAAGAUGAAAGAACAGAUGGCUAUAUUAGGGAAUAAUAGAAUUGAAGAUGUUCGGUGGCUUUGUUCCUUAACCGAAUCUGAGCUUGAUUUAUUGAUAGGUUUGAAAGUUCUGAUACAACAACGUGCCAAAAAGAUUGGUCAUAAGUCUUUAGCUAACAAGUUUGAUUUGAAGACCCUUCGAGCUCUCAGUUUCAUUUUGAUGGAGAAUCUUAAUGGAAAACUUAAAGAUCUCUCUGGUACACCUGGUACAGCCGAGUCCUCAUCAACUUUAGAUGCAUGUAAUUUGUUGAAUUAUGGUCUAGACAAGACUUUUGCAAAUAUGGGGGUUGAACAGCUGAGCUCCUACAUUUGCAACGAUAAGAGGAAGAGAAUUAUGGAGAUGUUUUUUGAAGACAUGUCUCCAAAUAGAAAGCAGAGAGUUAACAGUGACAACAGUAGAUCCAUGUAGCUAUACAAGCAGAUUAUAAGUUCUUUCCUAAUAUGUAAUAUUCAAAAUUUGAUGUGAAGGGUUAUUAUUGCUUAUUUUGCUUUCACUUUUUGAGCUAUAUAAGGUGUAACUUUAAUAUAUUUUUACUUUUAAUCUUCUUA
Solanum dulcamara is the source of this 978-nucleotide messenger RNA. RefSeq lists its product as uncharacterized. NCBI's taxonomy places the organism in Eukaryota, Viridiplantae, Streptophyta, Magnoliopsida, Solanales, Solanaceae. The record is from RefSeq and is a predicted model, not a curated record. The coding region runs from base 395 to 838 and encodes 147 amino acids. The transcript has 5 exons.